GCUCGGCGCACCCGGUGUUCGGCGCGGCCGGCGGGCGCCUGCCGGGCUGGGUCAGAAGCUGAAUCCCGUGCGUGGACUGCCGUUCCCUCUUCGCGGGAUCCUUGGCCACGAUAGCAGAUGCAUUUUGUAGGAGUAUUUUGAAGAUGAAUGUUUGCAAAUCAUUUUGAAAUUGCCAAACGCCACAUACAUGGGAUGCAUCCUGCUUUUUUCCUGGAGUUCACCCCUGUGGCUUGGAUUUAUCACUGUAGCAUCUGUCUUCGAUCUAUGUGUUAACUAGAAAUCAAGGGAAGACAUGAGGAGGUUUGUUUACUGCAAGGUGGUUCUAGCCACUUCACUGAUGUGGGUUCUCGUCGAUGUCUUCCUACUCCUGUACUUCAGUGAAUGUAACAAAUGCGAUGACAAGAAGGAGAGGUCCCUGCUACCUGCACUCAGGGCUGUUAUUUCGAGAAACCAAGAAGGGCCGGGAGAAAUGGGAAAGGCUGUGCUGAUUCCUAAAGAUGACCAGGAGAAAAUGAAAGAACUAUUUAAAAUCAAUCAGUUUAACCUUAUGGCCAGUGAUUUGAUUGCCCUUAACAGAAGUCUACCGGAUGUAAGAUUAGAAGGAUGCAAGACAAAGGUCUACCCUGAUGAACUUCCAAACACAAGCGUAGUCAUUGUGUUUCACAAUGAAGCUUGGAGCACUCUCCUUAGAACUGUGUACAGUGUGAUAAAUCGUUCCCCACGCUAUCUGCUCUCUGAGGUCAUCUUGGUAGAUGAUGCUAGUGAAAGAGAUUUUCUCAAGUUGACAUUAGAGAAUUAUGUGAAAAACUUAGAGGUGCCAGUAAAAAUUAUUAGAAUGGAAGAACGCUCUGGGCUAAUACGUGCCCGCCUUCGAGGAGCAGCCGCUUCAAGAGGGCAGGUCAUAACUUUUCUGGAUGCACACUGUGAGUGCACGUUAGGAUGGCUGGAGCCCUUGCUGGCAAGAAUAAAAGAAGACAGGAAAACAGUUGUAUGCCCCAUCAUUGAUGUGAUUAGUGAUGAUACCUUUGAAUAUAUGGCUGGAUCAGACAUGACUUAUGGGGGCUUUAACUGGAAACUGAAUUUCCGUUGGUAUCCUGUUCCCCAAAGAGAAAUGGAUAGGAGAAAAGGAGAUAGAACAUUACCUGUCAGGACCCCUACUAUGGCUGGUGGCCUAUUUUCUAUUGACAGAAACUACUUUGAAGAGAUAGGAACUUACGAUGCAGGAAUGGAUAUCUGGGGUGGAGAGAAUCUUGAAAUGUCUUUUAGGAUUUGGCAAUGUGGAGGCUCUUUGGAGAUUGUGACUUGCUCCCAUGUUGGUCAUGUUUUUCGGAAGGCAACUCCCUACACUUUCCCUGGUGGCACUGGUCAUGUCAUCAACAAAAACAACAGGAGACUAGCAGAAGUUUGGAUGGAUGAAUUUAAAGAUUUCUUCUAUAUCAUAUCCCCAGGUGUUGUCAAAGUGGAUUACGGAGAUGUGUCAGUCAGAAAAACACUAAGAGAAAAUCUGAAGUGUAAGCCCUUUUCUUGGUACCUUGAAAACAUCUAUCCGGACUCCCAGAUCCCAAGACGUUAUUACUCACUUGGUGAGAUAAGAAAUGUUGAAACCAACCAGUGUUUAGACAACAUGGGCCGCAAGGAAAAUGAAAAAGUGGGUAUAUUCAACUGUCAUGGUAUGGGAGGAAAUCAGGUGUUUUCUUAUACCGCUGACAAAGAAAUCCGAACCGAUGAUUUGUGCUUGGAUGUGUCUAGACUCAGCGGACCUGUAAUCAUGUUAAAAUGCCAUCACAUGAGAGGAAAUCAGUUAUGGGAAUAUGAUGCGGAGAAAGCAGGUAAAUGGCAAUAUAAUUUCAAGACCCACACUCUUCUUCACAUAAUCACCCAGUCCUGUCUCUCAGUAAGCAAAGUAGCUGAUGGCUCCCAGAAGCCCACUGUGGAAACAUGUAAUGAUAGCCCUUUGCAAAAAUGGCUACUAAGAAACUAUACAAGAAUGGAAGUUUUUAGAAAUAUUUUUGAGAAUCCUACUGAUUACAUUCUCUAA
Messenger RNA from Panthera uncia (snow leopard), 2038 nucleotides. RefSeq names its product polypeptide N-acetylgalactosaminyltransferase 13 (gene GALNT13). Lineage: Eukaryota; Metazoa; Chordata; Mammalia; Carnivora; Felidae. The record is from RefSeq and is a predicted model, not a curated record. Gene Ontology annotation, cellular component: Golgi apparatus. Bases 293 to 2038 code for a protein of 581 amino acids. The transcript has 14 exons.